GACGUUUUACAUAGGAAGGUAAACAUUCGUGAAUCAUAACAAAAAGUUUUAUAUUUUACGAAAUAAUUUUCGAGUUUAUACGAUUUUGCGUUGUAAAAUGUUCCCACUGUAACGGGGCAGCUAUCGGUUUCAACAGGAGUGGUAUUGUGACAAGAUGAAGCUUCAAUUUUUCCCGGUCACCCAAGUCCUAUCGGGAUUGUUGCUGCUGUUCGGGUUCGGUAGUUCGCGUGUCAAUGGAGGAGAUAUAAUCGACAUCACAGAUACGGUUUUUGGGUCGAUGACCGAUACCAUCCCGGUCGCGUAUGGAGACUUCAAUUCCGACGAACUGUUCGAUGUGUUUGUGCUGCGGGACAAUUUCCGCACUAUUCAGAUCCUGUUCGGAAGCGACGAUAAACCGCUGCUACAAGCUGGACCAAAGUGUGAAUAUAAGAAUUUCCACAUCACAAGCGUUGUUCCUGGGGACUUCGAUGGUGAUGCCUACAUGGAUGUAAUGUUUACAGUGAAGAAUGCAGGCGAUAACCAAUCUGUUUACAUCAAUUGGGGAGGAUCGGAGUAUAUGAACUGCACGGGAGAGGAUGAAAAGCCAAUAAUUGUGAUGAAGGGUCAACCGCUUGCUCUCGAUUAUGAUAAAGAUUUCAUAAUUGAUUUGUUUGGUUUGAGUACCAAUGAUACCCGUCAGUUUUGGGUCUUCAAGAAACCAAAGGAUGGUCAGAGAUUACCGCCGGAUGUGAUUGGAAUGGAGCAGCAGUUUGGAAAUCUGAAGGUUCCGCAUUCUCAUGCAAUCAUCGAUUUAGAUAAAGACUUUACUGCAGAUCUAUUUCUAACCACCACAUCCGGUUAUGAAGUUUGGAAAGGUACUGAGUCGGAGAAAAAAUUCGAAUAUAGUCAUAAGAUCCAGUUUCCAAUUGGGAAUUACGAUGCACAUCUGGGUCAAUCUAUUUUCCUGGAUAUUGAGCUGGAUGGAAGGCUAAUGCAGAUUGUACCCAUAUGCUUUAAUAAGAAAUGCUCCAAUUCAAGUAUUUUAGUUCGCCACGGAAGUCGUUUCGACAAUUUGCAGAUUGACUUCAAAGAUGAUCAUGGUGAUCUCUGGGGUUUCGUUGUACCGAAUCCGUCCGAUUGGGCCACUCAAGUGAUCACUCUGAGAGGUGGCGAUUUUAAUUUGGAUGGUUACCCAGAUUUGUUAGCAACGCUUUCGAAAUCUGCGGGACAAAUGCAAACAUUUCUACUGGAAAAUGUCCCGUGCGAAAAAGUUUCCUGCAACCACAUGAAAAGAACGUUUGUCGUUCGUUGGAGAGCUCUGGCUCCUUUCGCCAAUGGAACCAUCAUGGGAUCGUUUUACGAUUUUUACAACGACGGUGUUCUGGAUGCGAUCUUCGUGGAAAAGGCGGGAAAUACGACGCGACCGGUAGCUUUCCGAAACUCGUUGGAUUAUGAUGCAAACUUUGUGAAGGUCAUUGUCCUCACUGGGCUGUCGAACCGAAGUGGGCCAAAAAAGUUGACACCUUUAGGACGCAAGAAGAGAACAUACGGUACUAAUCUCCCCGGUCCACGCAUUGAAUAUAAUACGACAACCCAAGACGGUGAUCCACAGCAUGGUGCAUCGGCUCAACUACCCCAAUCUGCAUACUUCUCUCUCGGUUUGCCGUACACCACAUUCGGGCUGGGUCGUACCCCGAAUUUUGUGGAUUCCCUAACGGUGGGUCUGUCGAAUCAUUCUCGCACCUGGACGCAGUUGAUUCCCAAUUCACAAAUGAUUGUGGUUCCCCGACCCAUCGACGAAGCCGACAAAUGGAAGGCCCAACUUUUCGUUACACCCAGCAAGCUGAUUCUGAUGAGUGUGGUCGCGCUGGGAGGUAUAUGUCUCGUAAUAUUACUGCUUAUUUUGAUACUGUAUGCUAAGGAAAAACGCGAGGACAAAAUACAGAGAUCACUGGAAGCCCAUCGGUUCCACUUCGAUGCGAUGUGAGCUUGAGUCAGCUCGUACCAGGGUAAAUAUUCUGCGAUAACGUAGGGUUACUGUUAUUUAGCCUUACUACUUGUGUGUGUGUGAUAGCCUUUUUUCAAUUAAUUUAUUACUAUCGAUAUCGUUGAAUAGUGUUUUUUUUUAACUCGAUACUAAUGAUAAUCAAUUGAUAAAUACAUACAACUUUAGAAUUCCCUUCGGUUG
Molecule: messenger RNA, 2167 nt
Organism: Toxorhynchites rutilus septentrionalis
Lineage: Eukaryota; Metazoa; Arthropoda; Insecta; Diptera; Culicidae
Product: T-cell immunomodulatory protein
Exons: 2
Coding region: 155-1966 (603 amino acids)
Cellular component (GO): plasma membrane
Source: RefSeq, a predicted model, not a curated record